GAUGAAGAGACAGAAUCAACAUCAACUACAGAUGAAGAGACAGACCCUCAGAACAGAGAUCAGAGGAAGAGAAAAGACAGAAGUCAUGUCCAAAGUGUGGACAGCUCUCACAUGUCAGAAGGUCAGUGUGACUCUGAUGUUAGAAAAAAUCCCAAGAAGACAAAUCUUGGUAAGAAACGUAAACAAUCUCAAAAAGAAGAGAGACUUUCCUCUAUCAAGUCUGGUAAAAACUCAAGAUUACUUAGUAACCCGUCUGACUACAUGGAAACUGGGUCUGAUGAAAGAUGUUAUAUCUGUAAAGAAUGUGGUAAAAGCUUUUGUGACAAAUCUCUAUUCAGAAUUCACACAAGAAUCCAUGCAGAAGAUGAGAGAUUUUCGUGUAAAGAAUGUGAGAAAAGUUUUAAUUACAUAUCUCAUCUCAAACAACACAUGAGAACUCACACAGGAGAAAAGCCUUUUUCUUGUAAAGAAUGUAAUAAAAGUUUUAGUCAUGCAUCUACUCUCAAAACACACAUGAGAAUUCAUACAGGAGAAAAGCCUUUUUCUUGUAAAGAAUGUAAAAAAAGUUUUAGUCAUGUAUCUCAUCUCAAAACACACAUGAGAACUCACACAGGAGAAAAGCCUUUUUCUUGUAAAGAAUGUAAAAAAAGUUUUAGUCGUGUAUCUCAUCUCCAAACACACAUGAGAACUCACACAGGAGAAAAGCCUUUUUCUUGUAAAGAAUGUGAUAAAAGUUUUCGUGAUGUAUCUACUCUCAAAAAACACAUGAGAACUCACACAGGAGAAAAGCCUUUUUCCUGUAAAGAAUGUAAUAAAAGUUUUUGUGAUGUAUCUAAUCUCAAAUCACACAUGAGAACUCACACAGGAGAGAAGCCUUUUUCCUGUAAAGAAUGUAAUAAAAGUUUUUGUGAUGUAUCUAAUCUCAAAACACACAUGAGAACUCACACAGGAGAAAAGCCUUUUUCUUGUAAAGAAUGUAAAAAAAGUUUUAGUCGUGUAUCUCAUCUCCAAAGACACAUGAGAACUUGUAAGACUUUUUCUUGACAAUGUAAGGAUUUAGUGUAAACUCUAAAUUCAAAACUUUUCUAAUAAGAGGUCGACCUCUCAACCUCUGUACCAGAAUCAGAAUCAGCAGAAUACUUUAUUCUACAGGGGAAAGUUCUGUAUCUCAAAAAAUUAUUUCUUUUUAUUUCUUUAUUUCUUUAUUUUAUUCCCUUUAUUUCUUAUUUUAAAAUAAGUUUUUAAUGCUCAAAGCUUCUGGGGUGAAACCCCAAUGUUCUAAUGAACUCCAUAGCAACCUGAGCUUUCAUUUCAUGUACACAGAGCCACAGGCUGAUGGCCUCCAUACCAUAUUGAUGCAGUAACUUCAUUAGAGGGAGGCCCAAGUGAGUAUUGAAUGUGUAGAAUUUACAUUUUCUACAGACUUUCAUUGUUUUGAUGUGAUAUUCUAACUGCCUAGGACAGUUGUUUUGUUUUUAUCUUCUCCACAAUUACUAAACCACAAUUAUUAAAAGUAAAAAGUAAAGAAUCAAUCCAUUUCAAUCUUUGUAUACUGAUACUAGACAUUGAGUUUUACUGCUGACAAAAUAUGUACAACCUUUUUACAAAAUGAAUUAUUUUAGAUGUACCUGUAAAUAGAAUUCUUUUAAAUAGAGAUAAAACUUGAAUGUCUUCAUUGCUUUUGUAGUUUAUGCUAAUAUGAUGUACACAUUGUCUGUGUGUGUUUCCACGACAUUUGAAAUAUUUUGUUUGCAUCUUUAAUUCUAACACUUUUACGUGAUCAGUGAACAUUUCACUAUUAUUUUAGCAAAAAGUAGCAACUGCAGUGUAUGCUUUGUUAGGUCAAGUAACCAUUUAGUAGAGAUGGGUAUUGUUAAGAUUUUAUCCAUACUACUGUUCUUAUCGAUCUGCUGCUUUUCAAUCCGGUAUUCUUAUCUGUGUUCUUAUUGAUACUUUUCUGUGUAAAAACAAGGAUGUAGAAGACAAAAAACAUACUUUGUACAUGAAAACCUUCUAUUUUAGAACCAUUUAAAACAUAAUGUAUUAAUGUAGCGUCAUUUACAACACUAAAAUAAAAUUAUCAAUAAUUC
Oryzias latipes (Japanese medaka) is the source of this 2090-nucleotide messenger RNA. NCBI's taxonomy places the organism in Eukaryota, Metazoa, Chordata, Actinopteri, Beloniformes, Adrianichthyidae. The record is from RefSeq and is a predicted model, not a curated record.